Messenger RNA from Micropterus salmoides (largemouth bass), 894 nucleotides. RefSeq names its product butyrophilin subfamily 3 member A2-like. The record is from RefSeq and is a predicted model, not a curated record. The coding region runs from base 147 to 863 and encodes 238 amino acids. NCBI's taxonomy places the organism in Eukaryota, Metazoa, Chordata, Actinopteri, Centrarchiformes, Centrarchidae. The transcript is spliced from 5 exons.
GUGUGGUCAUGAGGGUAACCACACCCUUGCAGAAAUUACUUUGGGUAUGCGGCUGCAGGUGAAAUCAUGAAAGAUUUCUGGGCCAGCACGGCGUAGCUUGGCGGAGAAAGCUGGUGCACAAUUAUUUACUCUGCAAUAACUUCAUAAUGGAAGGGAUACAGAAGCUCCUGAGGAUUUUACUGUUUACAGUAACUGUCACAGGAGAGCCUCGUGCCAUUUGCCCGAAUCCGACAAUUGAGGCGGUGGAAGGUGAUGCGGUCACUCUACCCUGUUAUCUGGAUCCCCCGCACAGCGUAGUGGAUUAUGCUGCCGAUUGGAAAAGAGCUGACCUCAAAAAGGUCGUCUACUCGUACCGACACAAGCAGGAAAAUCGCAAUGACCAGAUGGCUCAAUACAAAGGCAGGACAACUUUCAACUUUGACAACCUGAUAAGAGGAAACAUGGCACUACAGAUCUCCUCACUACAGCCGUCUGACAGUGGACCAUACGAAUGCUUUGUCUCAAGACUGUGGACCAGCUGUGGUGUUAAUGUCACUGUUGUGAGCAAAGACCAGCAGAACACGACACAGAGAGAUGAUUACAGCGCGCCCAGACCUCCACUGGAUGAGCCACACAACACUGAUGGUAGAAACAGAGAGACUGCCCGCGCUGUUAUCAUUUCCACUGUUGUCCUUCUUUUUGGAGUUCUGAUUGUGGUUCUGGUGAAACGUGGAACGAUCCAGAAAAGUAUGACGAGGCUCAGAGGACAGGGGGAGCAAAAGUCGGAGGCGGCAAACGGCUGUGAGCUGAAACAUCUGAGGACUUCAUCAACAAACAGUGACCCCGAUGCAGGCAACUUGAACAAUGUGCAAGUAGUAAAGUGAUGGCCCAAACCAUCAGGUCAUUUUCUUUAAA